AUGUCCAGUAGGCAAGGAUUUUCAAAUCUACCAAUCUGCAUGGCAAAAACACAAUACUCCUCACACAACGCUGCAGAGAAGGUAGCGCCGAGCGGAUUCAAGUUGCUGAUAAGGGACGUGAGGGCUAGCAUUGGUGCUGGCUUCAUUUACCCUUUGGUGGGAACCAUGAGUACAAUGCCAGGACUCCCUACAAGACCUUAUGCUUUAUACACUAUUUCUUUUUGA
Messenger RNA from Cucurbita maxima (winter squash), 225 nucleotides. Its product is annotated as formate--tetrahydrofolate ligase-like. The transcript has a single exon. The coding region runs from base 1 to 225 and encodes 74 amino acids. Gene Ontology annotation, molecular function: formate-tetrahydrofolate ligase activity; ATP binding. The record is from RefSeq and is a predicted model, not a curated record. NCBI's taxonomy places the organism in Eukaryota, Viridiplantae, Streptophyta, Magnoliopsida, Cucurbitales, Cucurbitaceae.